This is a messenger RNA of Callorhinchus milii (elephant shark), 1086 nucleotides long. RefSeq names its product acid phosphatase 5b, tartrate resistant (gene acp5b). NCBI's taxonomy places the organism in Eukaryota, Metazoa, Chordata, Chondrichthyes, Chimaeriformes, Callorhinchidae. Gene Ontology annotation, molecular function: acid phosphatase activity; ferric iron binding; ferrous iron binding. The record is from RefSeq and is a predicted model, not a curated record. Bases 1 to 954 code for a protein of 317 amino acids. The transcript is spliced from 6 exons. Gene Ontology annotation, biological process: bone resorption.
AUGAACAAUGAAUUUAAAGGAGCAUAUGCUUCCACACAGUUGUUGUCACAAGAAAAUGCCAUUCAGUUCAUUGCACUUGGAGAUGGUGGAGGAGUGCCAUAUGCACCGUAUGUGACAGUAGUUCUGGAUGCAACGGCAGCUGAGAUGGGGAGAGUGGCACAGAGCUCAGGAACAAACUUUGUGCUUAACGUUGGAGACAAUUUUUACUUCCAGGGUGUAAAGAAUGUGAAUGAUUUCAGAUUUAAAGAGACAUUUGAAAAUGUGUUCACGGCUCCAUCCCUUGUUAACAUUCCUUGGUACAUCCUGGCAGGAAAUCAUGAUUAUUUGGGUAAUGUGUCGGCACAGAUUGCUUAUUCUGAGAUCUCGAAGAGAUGGAAAUUUCCCGAUUUCUAUUAUGAUUUGAAAUUCAAGAUUCCAAACACCAAUGUUUCUGCCACUAUCCUGAUGAUUGACACGAUCCUGAUCUGUGGAAACACCUAUGAUGCCAAGCAGCCAAAAGGAGCGGAGAAGCCUGAAAUGGCUCAGAGGCACCUUCAGUGGAUUCAACAGAAAUUGGGAAAUUCCAAGUCUGAUUACUUGGUUGUAGCUGGACACUACCCAGUAUGGUCUAUAGGUGAUCACGGCCCCACUCAUUGCCUUGUGGAGCACUUGAGGCCUCUUCUGAAGAAAUAUAAUGUCACAGUCUACAUCAGUGGGCACGAUCACAGUCUCCAGUUUAUUCGGGAGGAUGAGGGGAUCGCGUACGUCAUCAGUGGAACUGGGACCUUCAUUGACAAAUCCACAGAACAUCAGGAGAAGGUUCCGAAAGACUGGUUACACUUCUCCAAUUCAAACUGCAGCACAUUGGGUGGAUUUGUAUCGAUUAAAAUCACAGCAGACAAUAUGCUGAUCUCUUACAAUCAGCCACACGGAAUGAUGGUUUUUCAAACUGAGUUACCCAAACGCAAACUUUAAACUAAUAACAUUUAAGAAAAUGAUGUCACAAGUAUUUACAACAUGUCACCUUGGAAAGUGAUGUACCUAAACCUCUGCAAUACCUUUGACUGGAGAACUGUUGAGCAUAAGGAGCUGCCAGUGAAUUAACAG